UUUCCAAGAUGAUGUCCACCGCUCUCUUCGUUGCCGCUACCAUCGUCGUCUGCUCGGCGGACAUCCCUACCAUGGGACCAUGUGAUGUCAACGUACAGACCCAGACUGACUUUGACUUUGACAAGUUCCACACAGAGAACGGCGGCAGCUGGAAGACAGUUUACGGACCUGACACAAGUUUCAAUGAAAACCUCAGCUCUCUGUCUAUAAAGAUCACUCCUACCGGGAAUCACCAAUAUAGAGAUCUUAUUACAUACUCAACGAAAGACGGAAAGAGUGGCCUUUUGGCUGAUGAAGUGAUAUCCAACAAUGGGAACGGAGUCUGCACUGCAACAACUACUGACAACGAUGUAUUCAAGAUCAACGUACUUAAAUAUGUACCAGGAAGAUAUAACUUCUAUUACAUCUGCAGCAACCAAGGGAGUGACCAGACGACAGAUUACAGAUACGUGUUGGCUCAUGGAACACUGACAGCAGCUGAAAAAACAGCCAUCUUCGCUAUUGACAAGCGCUACGGCUUCCAAGGCAAACUGAUACCUAUUGGUGGAAGCAAGUAAACACAUUUAAGAAUAAUUUUUAUCAAAGAAUAAACUAAAACUUUG
Molecule: messenger RNA, 602 nt
Organism: Macrosteles quadrilineatus (aster leafhopper)
Lineage: Eukaryota; Metazoa; Arthropoda; Insecta; Hemiptera; Cicadellidae
Exons: 5
Coding region: 9-557 (182 amino acids)
Source: RefSeq, a predicted model, not a curated record